This is a messenger RNA of Trichoplax adhaerens, 699 nucleotides long. RefSeq lists its product as uncharacterized. The record is from RefSeq and is a predicted model, not a curated record. The coding region runs from base 1 to 699 and encodes 232 amino acids. Gene Ontology annotation, biological process: cell-cell adhesion. The transcript is spliced from 4 exons. NCBI's taxonomy places the organism in Eukaryota, Metazoa, Placozoa, Uniplacotomia, Trichoplacea, Trichoplacidae.
AUGCCAAUCGUCACACGAGUCACAAUCCAGCCGGUGGGCAGUACAAAUUAUACGUUAUCAAGUUUCGGAGGCAACGCAACACUAUCUUGCAGUUUUUCUUCGAACACCAGUGGAUUAACCGUUGUUUGGACACGCAAUAAUGUCCCAAUCACUUUUUCACAAAAAUACGAGAUUAUAACUACAGAAGAAAAUGGAGAUGCUAUUACAAGCAAUUUGACCAUAACUAAUAGCAACAUAACUGAUGCUGGUCUGUAUACUUGUAGGGCUACUGAUCAAUCACAGGUGUCCUACUCAACCAUUGUUUCGAUUUUAGUCAAACCACUUCAACUUGGAGAAAUAACUGACUUUCAAAGGCUAGUUGUAGGGAGUAACGCCAGUAUUACUUGUCGCAUUCAAGCGUAUCCAUUACCAACAUUGACAUGGAGGAAGGGAAAUGUAGAACUGUCCAAUAAAACAUAUAACGUUUCAACAUCUCAAUAUAAUAUGACUACAACAUUAUCUCUAGCCAAUCUUAAUUAUACGGAUCGAAGCUUAUAUUCUUGUAUAUUUAUGAAUGAAGCUGGCAAUCAUACAGAGACAGUUGAUAUUCGAGUCAUGAGCAAUCUAGCACCACUAUGGCCCGCAUUAGGCAUCAUAUGUGAACUUGCUCUGGCAGCUGUGGCUUAUUUAACCUAUCAUGGAAGGAAAGCGAAACUGUGA